AUGGUUCAUGGACCGGAGUUUCUUGUUGGAAAUCGAGAUGAAUGGCCUUCACAACGCUGCUUAGAGUCGUCAACGUUGGAAAUGCGUAGUAAGGUCAUGAUAGCCACGUCUCCGUAUGAUGAUAUCACUCUUCGUUGCAAGUACCUUAACACGUUUGCCUCAAUGCAGCGCGUAUAUGCGUUUGUGUUUAAAUUUGUGAAUCGUAUAAAGCAUCCAGGCCUCAACGUGGUAGAUGUCAACAAAGGCACAUGGCUGCUACUGCGAAUGGUGCAGUUGUCAAAUUUAUGGAGUGAUGUCAAGGAGAUUCGUUCGAAAGGCUUCGUCAAGAAAUCGAGCUCAAUCGCUUCUUUGUUGCCGUUCAUCGACCAAUUUGGACUUCUGCGUGUUGGCGGUCGGCUAGCCAAUUCAACUCUUCCCUACGAUGCUCGCCAUCCUAUUAUAUUACCUCGACGCCAUCCCAUUACGUUGGCACUUAUCGCUCACCAUCACAAAAAGAAUCUUCACGUUGGAGCUAGAGCAUUAUUAGCAAAGAUUCGGUUACAAUAUUGGCCGAUUGGCGGACUGCGAACUGUGUCGAAGGUUGUUCGCAAUUGCAUCGAAUGCUUCCGGGCCAAGCCCACUGUGCUCGAACCAAUUAUGGCUAGCCUUCCGAAGGAACGCUUUCUGAAUUCUCGUGCCUUUGCAAUAAGCGGAGUGGACUACUGCGGGCCGUUUUACUAUAAAUCUGAAGUUCGGAACAGACCCCCAAUCAAAUGCUACAUCAGCGUAUUCAUCUGCAUUGCUAGCAAGGCUAUUCAUCUGGAGUUGGUGAAGGAUUUGACAACUGCCGCCUUUCUGGGAGCGCUAAAAAGAUUCGUGUCACUUCGUGAGAGGCCUAAUCAGAUUUGGUCCGAUAAUGCGACUAACUUUGUCGGGGCCAAAAAUGAACUUCAUGAUGUCAAGAAACUUCUCCUCAGCGAUCCUCAUAAGGAGUCAGUUCAUCGGGUGUGCCUGAUGGACAACAUCGAGUGGAAGUUUAUUCCUCCUCGUUCCCCACAUUUUGGUGGACUAUGGGAAGCAGCAGUCAAGAGCGUAAAGCACCAUCUGUAUCGCUCUGUUGGUCGCUCUAUUCUCAACUACGAUGAGCUUCGCACGCUGGUUUGCCAAAUAGCGGCAAUAAUUAAUAGUCGUCCAUUGCUAUCCAUUUCAGAGAGUCCUGACGAUUUGGAUGUGCUGACUCCCGCUCAUCUAUUGUUUGGUGGUCCUCCAACCGUGAUUUUUGAGCCCGACCUAACUAUGCUGGACUACAAUCUGUUGGAUGGUUGGCAGCGUGUCACUCAGUUGCAGCAGGUCUUCUGGGCUAGAUGGCGGGAGGAGUAUCUGACUCUUCUCCAGCAAAGAUCGAAGUGGCGCACUCCUGAUCGUCGUCUCCAAGUCAGCGACUUGGUCUUGGUGAAGGACGAAAAUUUGCCUCCUCUUCGGUGGCCGCUAGCCCGUAUCAUGGCGCUCAUCCCUGGCAAGGACGGCGAGUGUCGAGUUGCCGACUUAAAGACGACGUGUGGCAGCACCCGGAGAGCCAUAAACAAACUCUGUCUACUGCCCCUGAAGGAUGAUGUUGAAAGAUAG
Messenger RNA from Drosophila nasuta, 1605 nucleotides. RefSeq lists its product as uncharacterized. Gene Ontology annotation, biological process: DNA integration. The record is from RefSeq and is a predicted model, not a curated record. The transcript has a single exon. The coding region runs from base 1 to 1605 and encodes 534 amino acids. Gene Ontology annotation, molecular function: nucleic acid binding. Lineage: Eukaryota; Metazoa; Arthropoda; Insecta; Diptera; Drosophilidae.